AUGAGUCGACGGGUUUCAGUCGUUGACCUCACUUCGGUGGCGGUACAACCAUUCUCUGAGCGUUCCCGGCAACUGUCAUCAACGCGAUCGAUUUCCUCCGGCCCCUCUUCCAGCUCCCCAGAUCCAGAGACAAUGGCCCGUGGCACAAAACGAAAACGCGGGAAUGACGAACAUGGCGCGCAAAAUCCAGCGUCGUCAAAUGAUUCACAAGACCCUGUCGAGUCUAUUGACCUGACCGAAGUCGAAGGCUCGCUGGCACUUGCUAAAGCACUAGCAAAGCAACGGGAAGAUGCCGUCAAGGCACAAUCAACCGCGGAGGAAGGCAAAGGCAGUUCGAUGCUAGCUGCGUACCAGUGCCCAGUCUGCAUGGACACCCCUGAGGAUGCUACGAGCACGUCAUGCGGCCACCUUUUCUGCCACAAGUGUAUUGUCCAAUACCUCCAAUCAAUCGACGAUCAGCGAUUUGAUCAAGGAAAGCCAGCCAAGGGCACAUGUCCCGUGUGCCGAAAGAAUCUGACCCGCAACGAAUCGAGCGGGCCUCGACGAAGCCUCAUACCGUUAAAGCUCAAGUUGACCACAAAGAAGAGGAGUCUAGUGCCACCAACGGAAGCAUAA
Messenger RNA from Penicillium canariense, 615 nucleotides. RefSeq lists its product as uncharacterized. Gene Ontology annotation, molecular function: metal ion binding. The record is from RefSeq and is a predicted model, not a curated record. The transcript is spliced from 2 exons. Bases 1 to 615 code for a protein of 204 amino acids. NCBI's taxonomy places the organism in Eukaryota, Fungi, Ascomycota, Eurotiomycetes, Eurotiales, Aspergillaceae.